Lodderomyces jiufengensis is the source of this 1719-nucleotide messenger RNA. RefSeq lists its product as uncharacterized. The transcript has a single exon. NCBI's taxonomy places the organism in Eukaryota, Fungi, Ascomycota, Pichiomycetes, Serinales, Debaryomycetaceae. The record is from RefSeq and is a predicted model, not a curated record. The coding region runs from base 1 to 1719 and encodes 572 amino acids.
AUGGCUAUUCAAUACGAACAAUUAAUGGGAAGAGAAGAUUUCGCUGGAUUUGAAGAUCCAGAAAAAUUCCAAAAAUGGGUCCCAAAAUUAGAUGCUUAUAGACAAAAAUUAGCAGAUGGUGUUGAACCAUACAAGGUUGAAUUACCAAAACCAAUUGACGAAUUAGUUAAAGAUCAAUUUAAUGCAAAAGAUUAUAUUUAUGAUUCUGGAAUUUUCAGUGCAAGAGAAUUAGAAAUUACUGAUUCAAAAGGUGCUCAAAUUUUAAGUGAAAUUGCAAGUGGUAAUUGGACUUGUGUUGAAGUUUUAAAAGCUUUUGCUAAAAGAGCUGCUGUUGCUCAUCAAUUAACGAAUUGUUUACAUGAAAUUUUAAUUGAAGAUGGAUUAAAAAGAGCUCAAGAAUUAGAUGAAUAUUAUGCUAAAAAUGGUAAAACUAUUGGUCCGUUACAUGGUUUACCAGUUUCUGUUAAAGAACAUUAUAAUUUCAAAGGUAGAGUUACUCAUGGUGGUUAUGUUAGUUUAGUUGAAGCUGUUACUGAAGAACAUGGUGUAACUAAUCAAGUUUUAGAAAAUUUAGGUGUUGUCUUUUAUGUAAGAACUGCACAACCUCAAUGUCUUAUGCAUUUAUGUGGUGAUAAUAAUUAUACUGGCACAACUAGAAAUGCUAAUAAUUUAUCAUUGUCAAGUGGUGGUUCCUCAUCAGGUGAAGGUGCUUUAGUUACUUUAGGUGGUUCAGUAUUUGGUAUUGGUUCCGAUAUUGGAGGAUCAAUUAGAUCACCAUCUGCUAUGUCAGGUUGUGUUGGUUUAAGACCAAGUAAUAAUAGAGUUUCAUUAGCAGGUUGUGUUUCAGGUUUUGGUGGUCAUGAUUCUAUUUUAUGUGUUUGUGGUCCAAUGGCAAGAUCAGUUGAUGAUUUAGAAUUAAUGAUGAAAAAUUAUGUUAAUGUUGGUAAACCAUGGAAUUUAGAUGCUGUUACAAUUCCUUUACCUUGGAGAGAUGUUGCUAAACCAAAACCAGAAGAUUUAACUGUUGCUGUUAUUAGAGAUGAUGGAUUAGUUAGAGUUUCACCACCAAUUAGAAGAGGUUUAGAGUAUACUGUUGAAAAAUUAAGAGCUGCUGGUGUUAAAAUUGUUGAAUUCGAUCCACCACAUACUAAAUUAGCUUAUGAAACUAUUAAUAAUAUGUAUACUUGUGAUGGUAAUGAUUAUCAAAGAGAAAUUUUAGGAUCAACUGGUGAAAGAUUAGCUAAAUUAACUAAAUGGUAUUUGAAUUUUGGUAAAGGUAAAAAACAUUAUACAUCAGCUGAAAAUAGAGUUUUAAAUGCUGAUAGAGAUUUCUUAAGAACAGAGUAUACUAAAUAUUUUGUUGAAAAUAAAGUUGAUUUAAUUUUAAUGCCAGUUUAUAAUUCAGUUGCUCCACAUUGUGAAGAAAUUUACAAUUGGUCAUAUACUACAUUAUUUAAUAUUUUAGAUAUUCCAGCAGUUGCAUUCCAAACUGGAUUAAAACAAGAUCCAGAAAUUGAUGUUUGGACUGAAGAAGAUCAAAAAUAUCAAUAUAGAUCAGAAUUAGAACAAAUGGAAAAUGAAAUGUAUAAACCAGAAGAAUUUAAAGGUGCUCCAAUCGGGUUACAACUUGGUGCCCAAAGAUAUCACGAUGAAGAAUUAGUCGCUGCUGCUAAAACUAUUAUUGAUGAUAUUUUAAAAGUUGAUUUAUUCAAAAAAUAA